Molecule: messenger RNA, 3832 nt
Organism: Impatiens glandulifera
Lineage: Eukaryota; Viridiplantae; Streptophyta; Magnoliopsida; Ericales; Balsaminaceae
Product: phytochrome B-like
Exons: 4
Coding region: 141-3545 (1134 amino acids)
Biological process (GO): protein-tetrapyrrole linkage; regulation of DNA-templated transcription; detection of visible light
Cellular component (GO): nucleus
Molecular function (GO): phosphorelay sensor kinase activity; protein homodimerization activity; photoreceptor activity
Source: RefSeq, a predicted model, not a curated record
CUCUCAUUCUCACUACCAUGAAACGUUGUUAUCAUCAUUUGGAAUUUCUUGAUCAAUUCUCAAUCCAACAGUAGUGAAUAAACAAGCAAGGAGAAAUCGGAUCCCAAUUCCGAAUUCCCAACUUGAAGAGAAGAGAAACAAUGACUUCAGGAAGCAAGGGAUCGCAACAGCAACAGCAACAGCAGCAGCAAUCUCAAGCUCAGUCUUCAGGCACUAGCUACGUCAGAGACCCUACUAAUAAAGCCAUUGCACAGUACACCGUCGACGCUCGCCUCCACGCCGUCUUCGAACAAUCCGGCGAGUCAGGUAAGUCUUUUGAUUAUACCCAAUCGGUCAAAACCACUACUAAAUCCGUACCGGAGCUACAGAUUUCCGCUUAUUUGACCAAAAUUCAGAGAGGCGGUUACAUCCAGCCCUUCGGUUGUAUGAUUUCCGUUGAGGAAUCCUCAUUUCGAGUCAUUGCUUUCAGUGAAAACGCACAAGAGUUGCUAGGUUUGACACAUCAAUCUGUUCCCACCCUCGAGAAACCCGAAAUUCUCACAAUCGGAACCGACGUCCGUACUCUCUUCACUCCCUCCAGCACUGUCUUGCUCGAGAGGGCAUUUGGCGCGCGGGAAGUCACACUUUUGAAUCCUGUCUGGAUUCACUCUAAGAAUUCCGGAAAACCCUUUUACGCCAUUCUCCACAGAAUCGAUGUUGGUAUAGUCAUCGAUUUGGAGCCGGCAAGAACAGAGGAUCCUGCUCUCUCCAUCGCCGGAGCUGUCCAGUCGCAAAAGCUCGCAGUCCGAGCAAUCUCUCAUCUACAAUCCCUCCCCGGCGGAGACAUUAAGCUAUUAUGCGACACUGUAGUCAACUGCGUCAGAGAGCUUACUGGCUACGAUAGAGUAAUGGUGUACAAGUUUCACGAAGACGAACAUGGCGAAGUUGUGGCGGAAAACAAGAAGCACGAUUUAGAGCCCUACAUCGGUUUACACUAUCCCGCCACUGACAUCCCUCAAGCCUCUAGAUUCCUAUUUAAACAGAAUCGAGUAAGAAUGAUCGUCGACUGUCAUUCAACAAGCGUCCCAGUUAUUCAAGACGACGCCCUCAUGCAGCCUCUCUGUUUAGUAGGUUCGACUCUUCGCGCCCCCCACGGUUGCCAUGCCCAAUACAUGGCUAACAUGGGUUCCAUAGCUUCUCUAGCCAUGGCGGUUAUAAUAAAUGGAAACGAUGAUGAAACAAAUUUAGGCGGUCGAAACUCUAUGAAGCUCUGGGGGCUCGUCGUUUGCCAUCAUACCUCAGCUAGAUGCAUUCCAUUUCCUCUUCGAUACGCCUGCGAGUUCCUAAUGCAGGCGUUUGGCCUCCAACUGAACAUGGAAAUGCAACUCGCUUCCCAAUUAGCAGAAAAACAUGUCCUGAGAACACAAACGUUGUUGUGUGACAUGAUCCUUAGGGAUUCCCCAACCGGGAUUGUUACUCAAAGCCCGAGUAUAAUGGACCUUGUGAAGUGCAAUGGAGCCGCACUUUACUACCAAGGCCGGUACUACCCUUUAGGAGUCACACCAACCGAAACUCAGAUCAAGGAUAUAGUCGAAUGGCUAUUGGCCUGUCAUGGAGACUCAACCGGUUUAAGCACAGACAGUUUGGGUGAUGCAGGUUAUAAAGGUGCAGCCUCCUUAGGGAACGCGGUUUGUGGAAUGGCUGUUGCUUAUAUUACUACACGUGACUUCUUAUUCUGGUUCAGAUCUCAUACAGCUAAAGAGAUUAAAUGGGGUGGUGCUAAGCAUCAUCCUGAAGAUAAAGACGAUGGGCAGAGGAUGCAUCCGCGAUCAUCUUUUAAGGCGUUUCUAGAAGUUGUUAAGAGCAGGAGUUUGCCAUGGGAGACUGCUGAGAUGGAUGCAAUUCAUUCGUUGCAGCUUAUAUUGCGAGAUUCGUUUAAGGAUUCAGAGGGGAAUAAUAAUUCGAAGGCGGUUGUGCCUGCACCGGUUGGGGGUGGGGAAUUGCAAGGGAUUGACGAGCUUAGCUCGGUUGCGCGAGAGAUGGUUAGAUUGAUUGAGACUGCAACUGCUCCGAUUUUUGCUGUGGAUGUUGAUGGGUGUAUAAAUGGUUGGAAUGCUAAAGUUGCGGAAUUGACUGGUUUGCCUGUUGAAGAAGCUAUGGAGAAAUCUUUGGUUCAUGAUCUUGUUUAUAAGGAGUCUCAAGCUAUUGUUGAGAAGCUUCUGUAUAAUGCUCUUAAAGGCGAAGAAGAUCGUAAUAUAGAAAUUAAACUGAAGACAUUCGGCAUUGAGCAACACAAAAAGGCUGUAUUCGUGGUAGUCAACGCUUGCUAUAGCCGAGAUUACGCCAACAACAUAGUGGGUGUAUGUUUUGUGGGUCAGGAUGUAACCGGUCAGAAAGUGGUUAUGGACAAAUUCAUCCACAUUCAAGGAGAUUACAAGGCAAUUGUACACAGCCCCAACCCAUUGAUCCCACCAAUAUUCGCCUCAGACGACAACACUUGUUGCUCUGAAUGGAACACCGCAAUGGAAAAGCUAACCGGAUGGACUAGAAGCGAAGUUAUUGGAAAAAUGCUAGUUGGAGAGAUUUUCGGAAGUUGCUGUAGGCUAAAAGGCCCGGAUGCUAUGACAAAAUUCAUGAUUGUUUUGCAUAAUGCAAUUGGAGGUCAGGAUACGGAUAAAUUCCCAUUCUCAUUCUUUGACAGAAACGGGCAGUUUGUACAAGCUUUGCUGACGGCUAAUAAGAGGGUUAACAUGGAUGGACAAAGUAUAGGCGCGUUCUGUUUCAUUCAAAUACCAAGUCCUGAACUGCAACAAGCUUUAAAAGUUCAGAGGCAACAAGAGAAGCAAUGUUUCGCGAGAAUGAAGGAAUUGGCUUACAUUUGUCAGGAGAUAAAGAAUCCUCUUAAUGGUAUACGUUUUACCAAUUCGCUUUUGGAGGCAACUGAUUUAACCGAAGAUCAGAAGCAGUUUCUAGAGACAAGUGCUUCAUGUGAGAAACAGAUGUUGAAGAUAAUAAAGGAUGUUGAUCUCGAGAUUAUCGACGACGGGUCAUUGGAGCUUGAUAAAGCCGAAUUCUUAGUUGGGAGCCUGAUUGAUGCUGUAGUGAGCCAGGUGAUGUUAUUGCUUAGAGAAAAAGGGGUUCAGUUGAUUAGGGAUAUUCCAGAAGAGAUAAAGACAUUAGCUGUGUAUGGUGAUCAAGCAAGAACACAACAGGUCUUAGCUGACUUCUUGUUGAAUAUGGUUCGUUAUGCUCCUGAACAAGGUUGGGUGGAGAUUCAGGUUCAACCAAGACUAAAACACGUCUCUGGUGCAGUUACUACUGUACAUAUCGAAUUCAGGAUCUCAUGCCCGGGACAAGGACUUCCACCAGAGCUUGUACAAGACAUGUUCCAUAGCAGUAGAUGGUCUACUCAAGAAGGACUCGGUCUAAGCAUGUGCAGGAAGAUUCUAAAGCUCAUGAACGGUGAGGUACAAUACAUUAGGGAAUCCGAAAGGUGCUAUUUUCUUGUAACAAUCGAGCUUCCCAUUCCAAGAAGAGGCUUGAAUAUCGUCGAGCAAGGGGGGUGAUAACUGAUAACUGCCCUUUUAGAACUAUCCAAAAAAAAAACUUCCAACUAGAGAUGUCUGCUUCUAGAAAGAUUCAGUCAUGAAUACAAAUAAUGUGUUGUUUGCACUAGCUCACCCCUAGAUGAAGAUGAUGAGCCAAUUGAGAGGUAAAAACUGUAGAUUGUAACUUAAUAUGAGGUUGAGUGGUUGAUUUUAUUACUAAUUUUACUUCAAAAAACAGAGUACAUCAUCCUAUGUGAUGUGAUGAUGUUGAUCAGCUAUUUUAUUCUAAUCCUGACUUGUGUGGA